AUGUCCCGCUACGCAGAAGCCCAUGCGAACCUUGCUGGCCCGGGCGACGCUCGUCCAACGGCCCUUCAGAUCAUCAAGGACGAAGGGGCAGAGGGCAAGCUAGCCGGGAAAGUUAUCGUCAUCACCGGUACCUCGUCCGGUUUAGGCAUCGAGACAGCUCGCGCCCUGUCUCUGACUGGAGCAAAGCUGUUCCUGACGGCGCGAAACCUGGAGAAAGCCAAGACCGCUCUGGGUUCACUCCUUGAAUCUGAGCUUGCUGAACUAAUCAAGAUGGACAAUACUUCCCUGAGCAGUGUGCGUGCCGCCGCGGAGACCAUCCUCCAGAAGUCCAACGGCCAGGUCAAUAUCCUCAUCAACAACGCCGGCGUCAUGGCUAUCCCGAAGUUGGAGUACACCAAGGACGGCGUUGAAAUGCAGUUUGGGACGAACCACCUCUCCCACUUCCUAUUUUUUCAACUCUUGAAGCCAGCCCUGCUCGCCAGCGCCAGCCCUGAGCUCUCAUCCCGAGUCGUGAACCUCUCUUCCUCUGCCCACCACAUUGCCCCGAUCAACGAGUCGGGCAACUACAAUUUUGAAAAGGGCGGAUACGACGGAUGGGUCUCGUACGGACAGUCAAAGACGGCCAACAUCUACAUGGCCAACGAGAUUGAGCGGCGUUACGGAUCGCGGGGGCUCCACGCCACGAGCGUUCACCCUGGCGUAAUCUUCACAGGGCUUAUGCAGCAUGUGGAUCCUGCCACGCUUAAAGAGUUGAAGAACGAGGAGCUAGCAAAAUCGAUGAAGUCGCCAGAGCAGGGCGCGGCAACGACCGUGUGGGCUGCCAUCGGCCAGGAGUGGGAACAUAAAGGGGGGGAAUUUCUUGCUGACUGCGGGAGGACAAGCCUCGCGAGCGGCGAUGACGGCAUCGAUUCAAAGGGGUAUGCAGCACAUGCUCAUAAUCCCGAGGGAGAGGCGCGGCUCUGGAGGGACUCGUUGAAGAUGGUGGGGCUGCAGGAUGAUCAGUAG
Messenger RNA from Diaporthe citri, 1005 nucleotides. RefSeq lists its product as uncharacterized. The record is from RefSeq and is a predicted model, not a curated record. Bases 1 to 1005 code for a protein of 334 amino acids. NCBI's taxonomy places the organism in Eukaryota, Fungi, Ascomycota, Sordariomycetes, Diaporthales, Diaporthaceae. The transcript has a single exon.